GAGGGAGGGAACAGAAGGGAUGCAGAGUCAGCGGUUGAGGGAUUGGGGACAUGCCAGCCUGAUUAGAAGGGUUGGGGGACUGAGCUAGCUUCACCUGUCCUUGUCUCUGAUUGGGCCUUGGGCAUCCUAACUCUCAAAUCCCACUAAGCAGCCCCCACCAGGGCCGUCUCCAGAGACCUUAAGGUCUCUGGAGAGUCAGUUGGUUGCCAGUCUUGGGGCCAGAAGAGAGUCUCUGGAGGCCAGAGGCUGGCCUGAACCAAGUUCUUGGGAUACCCUCCAUUCAGAAGAGCCACCUGCUCACCUUGUCCCUUCACCUGCUGUUGGGGUCAUGGGGGCUGGGGCCAGCGCAGAAGAGAAGCACUCCAAGGAGCUGGAAAAGAAGCUGAAAGAGGAUGCUGAGAAGGAUGCUCGAACUGUGAAACUGCUGCUUCUGGGUGCGGGUGAGUCCGGAAAAAGCACCAUUGUCAAGCAGAUGAAGAUUAUCCAUCAAGACGGGUACUCGCUGGAAGAGUGCCUUGAGUUCAUUGCCAUCAUCUAUGGCAACACUCUGCAAUCCAUCAUGGCCAUCGUGCGGGCUAUGACCACGCUCAACAUUCAGUACGGAGACGCAGCGCGCCAGGACGAUGCCCGGAAACUGAUGCACAUGGCAGACACGAUUGAGGAGGGUACGAUGCCGAAAGAGAUGUCGGACAUCAUUCAGCGGCUGUGGAAGGACUCGGGUAUCCAGGCUUGUUACGAACGCGCCUCGGAGUACCAGCUGAACGAUUCUGCGGGCUACUACCUCUCAGACCUGGAGCGCUUGGUGGCUCCGGGCUAUGUGCCUACUGAGCAGGACGUGUUGCGUUCUCGUGUCAAGACCACAGGUAUCAUCGAGACGCAGUUCUCCUUCAAGGAUCUCAACUUCCGGAUGUUUGAUGUGGGUGGGCAGCGCUCGGAGCGCAAGAAGUGGAUCCACUGCUUUGAGGGAGUGACCUGCAUCAUCUUCAUCGCGGCGCUGAGCGCCUACGACAUGGUACUGGUGGAGGAUGAUGAAGUGCCGAUGCUCUCCUCAGAACCGUAUGCACGAGAGCCUGCACCUGUUCAACAGCAUCUGCAACCACCGCUACUUCGCCACCACAUCCAUCGUGCUCUUCCUCAACAAGAAAGACGUUUUCACCGAGAAGAUAAAAAAGGCACCCCUAAACAUCUGCUUCCCGGAUUACGACGGGCCUAAUACAUACGACGAUGCGGGCAACUACAUCAAGGUGCAGUUCCUGGAGCUCAACAUGCGACGAGACGUAAAGGAGAUCUAUUCCCACAUGACGUGUGCCACUGACACACAGAACGUCAAAUUUGUCUUUGAU
Ictidomys tridecemlineatus (thirteen-lined ground squirrel) is the source of this 1343-nucleotide messenger RNA. It is a transcript of the gene Gnat1, whose product is annotated as G protein subunit alpha transducin 1. NCBI's taxonomy places the organism in Eukaryota, Metazoa, Chordata, Mammalia, Rodentia, Sciuridae. The record is from RefSeq and is a predicted model, not a curated record. Gene Ontology annotation, cellular component: cytoplasm; heterotrimeric G-protein complex. Gene Ontology annotation, biological process: detection of light stimulus involved in visual perception; adenylate cyclase-modulating G protein-coupled receptor signaling pathway; phototransduction, visible light. Gene Ontology annotation, molecular function: G protein-coupled receptor binding; GTPase activity; GTP binding.